AUGGUAGGAAUCACGAAGGGGAGUUGCAAUCUUGGAAGACGUUCUUUGUCAGAGGUAGAGAAUCUCAGGCCUGGCCUGAGCUGUUCCAUUCCUUUCAAAUUCCAAACCACAGUGAUCUCCAAUUCCGAACGAAAGGGCUUUAACUCUCAGACCAAGAGAUUUCAGUAUUCUGAGAAUGAAAAUCCAGGUCCAGGAUUCUAUGAUGUAAUCGAUCAAUCAACACUUCUCAACAAUGUCUCCCAGUCCCGGAAAGGAACCUGUUUUUUCCCUUCCUUGGAUACACGUAUCGCUCGCCAGAGAAUCCACAACUAUCCUGCUGCAAAUGCCUACAACCUCCCACCUACCCUGAUUUCCAAGCGAGACUUUAGCCUGGGGUAUUCCAGUAUGUUUCAGCAACCAAUUGCCAGGAAGAUUUCAAAAAGAUCCACUCCAGCCCCCAACCAAUAUAAUGUCUCGGUGGACCUCAGCAACAAAAGCCACAACACUGGUGCCAAGUCAGUGUUUUCAUCCAAAACUAAACGAGCACUGGCACUCGGUAGCAAGGAGCAUGUGCCUUCUCCCUGUCAUUACCGAGUAAAGGAUUCCUACAUACGGCAGGCGCCUACAGUGCUGGUGUCCUGCUUCAGAUCCAAAACAAGUCGCGAAACCAAGACAGAGACGCUGAGCCCGGGACCAGCAGCCUAUCAGCAUCCAGCUGGCAUCCCAGUCGUGCCAUCCAGGAAGUUCCCCGGCCUGCGAAAGUAUGGCUUGAACUUCUCAGCCCCAGCUGCCCCUCGCCCCAAAACGCCCCCUGCACCUGGGCCUGGCCAGUAUGAAAUAGUAGACUAUGGGAGUCCUUCCAAGCAUUAUAUCUCCAGUGCCGUCUUCGUCUCAAACACAGGCCGUUGGGCAGGUGAUAAAUCCCACGAAGACAUACCUGGCCCAGGGGCAUACAACAUCCCCGUACCACAAAAGCAAUCCUUCAUCUACAACACCACCAAUAAAUGGGUGCCAGUAUUGUAAAACAGAGGAUCCCGCAGCAUCGGUUUGGCAAGCGCUCUUAUUUGCAAGUGCUGCAUUUCUCUGUUGCUGUUGUUUUUAAAAAAGAACAAACGAAUAUUGCAUUCACUUGCCUGUGAACAAGACAUGAUACCCACCUGUUUGAAAUCCUGUAUUUCCUUGGUGGUGGUGGGGGGAGUGGGCCCUGAGUCGCUCCUGUUUCGCACACAUGACAGAAGAUCAGUUUUGGAUAUAGAGAAUGGAUGUCAUUUCAUUGUUGGCUUUAGGUGGACAGUGGAUUUUUCAUGACAAUAUUUAUUUAUAAAAAUUAAGAAGCCUGA
Messenger RNA from Lacerta agilis (Sand lizard), 1319 nucleotides. RefSeq names its product sperm tail PG-rich repeat containing 1 (gene STPG1). The record is from RefSeq and is a predicted model, not a curated record. Gene Ontology annotation, cellular component: germinal vesicle; male pronucleus; female pronucleus. Gene Ontology annotation, biological process: epigenetic programing of male pronucleus. Bases 1 to 1002 code for a protein of 333 amino acids. Lineage: Eukaryota; Metazoa; Chordata; Lepidosauria; Squamata; Lacertidae. The transcript is spliced from 8 exons. Gene Ontology annotation, molecular function: histone binding; chromatin binding.